This is a messenger RNA of Lindgomyces ingoldianus, 2560 nucleotides long. RefSeq lists its product as uncharacterized. The record is from RefSeq and is a predicted model, not a curated record. The transcript has 4 exons. The coding region runs from base 86 to 2440 and encodes 784 amino acids. Gene Ontology annotation, cellular component: cytoplasm. NCBI's taxonomy places the organism in Eukaryota, Fungi, Ascomycota, Dothideomycetes, Pleosporales, Lindgomycetaceae.
CUCAUCUCUUCCAAAGCCUCCCUUCUCACUCUUAUGGGGCUAUCCACUCAUUCCUGAGCACAAAUCUCGCCCCAGUUCUUCCGGCAUGACUAGACUUCAGGUCUACGUGGCGGGCUCUGCCCUCCUUGCCAAUGUCGUCCUCCUGCGCGCGUACUACGAGCGACCCAACUUCUACUCGGCCGCCGUUUAUAUCUCGCAGAGCACCGGCUCUCUGAUGUUCCUCAUCAACCUUGCACUCAUCAUCACCGCAAGCAUAGGAUAUGGGCUUCAGCGCCUGUUCUAUGGCCACCUCCGCCCAAUCGAGACUGAACAACUUUACGAUAAGGCAUGGUUUGCCGUCAGCGAAACCCUGCUCGCAAUGACAAUUUUCCGGGACGACAUUGGACCCUGGUUCUUCGCUAUGUUUCUGUGCCUUCUUGGAGGGAAGGUAUGGCAAUGGAUAGGCGAAGGGCGAGUUGAGUUUCUCGAGCAGCAGCCGCCUGCGAAUCCCCGCCUGUUCCACACCCGCUUGAUGAGCUCCCUCCUUCUCUCAGUUGGAUUCGACAUAUUCAUGAUGCAGUACUGUGUCGACUCUAUACUACAGGACGCUCGUCCUGGCGUUAUGGUGAUGUUUGGGUUCGAGUAUGUGCUCCUGGCUAUCGCAUCCAUCUCGACCUUGCUUCGUUACACGCUCUCGCUUGUCGAGCUAGUCAUCAUUCGCCGCCAGGAAACAGCAUUGUUUGAAGCUCGAAGGGUAGCAAGGGAAUCAGCCAGGCAGCAAGCUACAGAGCAGGCUACAGAGCAAGCUGAAGAACAAGCUACUGAAAGUGAAGGGGCUCCUGCACCUGCCGCUGAAGAGGAUGAUGACGACGGAGACGUCCUAGGAUGGGAAGAGAAGGGUCGUUGGGUAUUUUACCUUGAUCUCACUACAGACUUCAUUAAGUCUAUCGUCUAUCUGGGGUUCUUUAUGAUUCUCAUGGCCUUUUACGGCAUCCCCAUCCAUAUCAUGAGGGACCUCUUUAUCACUAUCCGCUCUUUCAUUAAGAGAAUCAACGAUUUCGUUCAAUAUAGAAAUGCAACCCGAGACAUGAACGCCCGCUACCCCGAUGCUACGGCAGAGGAAUUGGCUCGAGAAAAUACAUGCAUCGUUUGUCGGGAGGAGAUGCGACCCUGGGUCCAACCCGGAGCGGACGCUACUCAAGCUGGUCGCCGCGUUGAUGAGCGCCAGAGACCGAAGAAGCUGCCAUGUGGGCACAUCCUCCACUUCCACUGUCUGAGAAGCUGGCUUGAGAGGCAGCAAGUUUGUCCUACGUGCCGUCGACCGGUCCUCGCAGAAGCAGCAGCGCAAAGCACCCAGCAGAACAACCGGGCAAAUCAGGGCCAGCAGAAUCAACAGAAUCAACCCGGGCUUGGGCUUAAUCGCUUGUUCCCCGGUAAUCAGGGUAACCAACCGCAGCGUCAAGGUGGACUCCAAGGCCAGCAAGAACAACAGGGCGGCCAACAAAAUCGACCAGGAGGCAACAUGCGUGUUUUCAACUUCGGCCCCAUUCGCAUUGCUCUCGGGAAUUUGCGACUGCCGGCCGACCAGCAGGGCAACGUUAACAACAUCAAUAAUAAUAACGCCAUUGCGAACCUUGCCCAACACCUCGCUCAAGGUCAAGGCCAAGGCCAAAAUCAAAUUGCGAACCAUCCCCCGAACCAAGGCGUUCCUCAACUCCCUCAUCUCAAUCUCCAAGGCACGCAGAUGCCGGGUCCUUUCACGCACAACCCUGCAGACAUACAAUCAGACAUCUUACGGCUGCAACAAAACAUUAUCACAUCACUUCAUCAACUGAACGCCCAACAUGAUCAGCUCGAAUAUAUUCAUGCUCUUCUCAGUGAGCUUCACCGCCUCCAGCAAGCCUCUGGUAUAACUGCGGCCAAUGGUCAGGAACUCCCUAUUAUUGCACCGAUGAGUUCAGCUUACGGACUCGCUCCAAUGACUCCCCAAGCGUACUUUACCAAUGGGCCAAUUCUAAGACAAGGCGAUACGGGAUUGCCAGAUGGACUAGUGUUGCCUGAAGGAUGGACGUUGCGGCCAUUAGCACGUGCUCCUCAACCUACCAAUCAGGAUACUCAGAUACCGGCGCUAUCAUACGAAGGAGGCCAGUCAGCGCCAGGAGUAGUGCCACCAGUCACCCUACCUCCGUUCUCAACAGCAAAUUUCCAACCACAAGCACACCACUACCAACAGCCCAGGCCCUCUUCAUCUGGAGUACCCGCGCCUUCGAGUGCCGUGGCCGGUCCAUCAUCAAAGCCGGCCGAGCCUAGUUCCCUUGAAUCGAGCUGGAGCUUUGGUAAUGCUGCUGGGUCCAACGAAGGUGAAGCUACCAGUUCUGCGGUCGCGGGAAGCAGUUCGGAAGGGCAGAACGUAACGAGGCGCACGGCUACAGUUGAGGAGGCCGAAGAUGGUGGGCAGUGAGGCUGUGUUUCUUUGAGCGGCUUCCUGGAUUUAGCAUAGCGAGGUGUUUUGGGACAGUCAUUUUGGCAGGUACCUCUGGUGAGGCCUGAUUCCGUUCAAUCAACUCUUAGAGGGUCUUUU